Camellia sinensis is the source of this 1195-nucleotide messenger RNA. It is a transcript of the gene APG10, whose product is annotated as Aldolase-type TIM barrel family protein. Gene Ontology annotation, cellular component: cytoplasm. Lineage: Eukaryota; Viridiplantae; Streptophyta; Magnoliopsida; Ericales; Theaceae. Gene Ontology annotation, biological process: L-histidine biosynthetic process; L-tryptophan biosynthetic process. Gene Ontology annotation, molecular function: 1-(5-phosphoribosyl)-5-[(5-phosphoribosylamino)methylideneamino]imidazole-4-carboxamide isomerase activity. The record is from RefSeq and is a predicted model, not a curated record.
UUGUACCAAAUUGUGCUGACGACGACAACAACCACUGGUUCAGUCAUUUUGUCGAACAAGAAUGAGAAUUCAAAGCCUCCGAGCCACUACGACCUUGUCGAGCGUCCAUUCGAGCUCUGCAAUCUACAAUGUCAACAACAACAACAACAAUCAGCAAAAGUUUUUCGGAACUGUGUCUUCAUCAAUCUCCAGAACUCGAGGGCUGUGUAUCCGAUGCGGAGUUCGAUUUAGGCCUUGUAUUGACAUACACAAGGGGAAAGUUAAGCAAAUUGUGGGGUCUACCAUUCAGGAUUUGAAGGAGAGUGGUUCAACUCCGGUAACCAAUUUUGAAUCAGAUAAGUCAGCGGCAGUGUAUGCAAACCUAUACAAAGAAGAUGGGCUUAUAGGUGGUCAUGUAAUUAUGAUUGGAGCUGAUCCUGUAAGCAAAUCUGCAGCCAUUGAAGCACUGCAUGCCUAUCCUGGUGGUUUGCAAGUCGGAGGUGGGAUCAAUCCAGACAACGCUUUAAGUUACAUAGAAGAAGGAGCCAGCCAUGUCAUUAUCACAUCGUAUGUAUUCAACAAUGGCCAAAUGGACCUUCAGAGGCUUAAAGAACUUGUUUGUGUUGUUGGAAGACAGAGGCUCGUGUUGGAUCUUAGUUGCAGAAAGAAGGAAGGAAAAUAUGCAAUUGUCACCGACAGGUGGCAGAAAUUCACUGAUGUAUGUCUUGAUCAAAAGAUAUUGGAUUUUCUUGCAAUAUAUGCCGAUGAGUUUCUUGUCCAUGGCGUUGAUGUUGAAGGGAAAAAGCUAGGAAUUGAUGAAGAGCUUGUGACGUUGCUUGGCAGGCAUUCACCUAUUCCAGUGACUUAUGCGGGUGGUGUCACAGUAAUGGCUGAUUUAGAGAAGAUAAAAUCUGCAGGGAUGGAGAAUGUGGAUGUCACUGUGGGUAGUGCUUUGGAUAUUUUUGGGGGCAAUUUGGCAUACAAAGAUGUUGUUGCUUGGCAUGGCCAGCAGAAGGCUUUGGCAGUUUAGUUCGCCCACCUUUCUUUUUGUAUGUUUUCUUCAAUUUGAAUUCAUGUUGGUUUACAUUUGGAUUUGUCUAUGCAUUGAAGGAUUGAAUUUGAAUUUUUCUGUGUUUAACUUAAACCUUUUGCCAAAGUAGUACAAUGUUUUUGGGUGCAACAUUAAUUCUAUGGAUGAUAGCUCAUAUUGAAGUAA